AUGCCGGCCACGGUCCAACCAUCGCACGCGCCGCCACCGCAGAUCCCAGGCUUCCAGAUCCCGAACGACGAGGCGCAUUCACUCAAACAAACUGUUGCCGAACUCCUCGAACGCGACAACCUGCGCUUUCCCGGAGCGCAGCCUGUCUCAUUCGCACGCGAACAUGUUACUGAGCUUCAGCGCAACGAAUACUUCAUGUGCGAGAAGACGGAUGGCUUGCGCUGCCUCCUCUUCUUACACUGGCGGGAAGGACCAACUGGCGCUUUCGAGCCUUUGACCUUUCUGAUCGACAGGAAGAACAACUACUACAACGUCGAGCCUCCCUUUCGGAUACGUCAUUAUCUGCACCCCAACGAACCCGAGCCCUUCUUGUUCGGCACUAUCCUCGAUGGCGAGCUGGUUCACGAUCAAUACCCGGGCGAGCCUGCGCCGCGCCUCAACUUCUACGUUUUCGAUUGUCUGGCGGUGGAUGGCACAAACGUGACGGGCAGGACACUGGACAAGCGGUUGGGUCGAUUGCACGAUUGGGUCAUCAAGCCAUACGAGGCCAACUUGACGAGGACCUUUGGAAAGAACAUCACGCCAGCCGACCUCAAGCCGUUCGCUCUUAAGGGAAAGAAGACCUACUCUGCGUACAAGCUCGAGGACAUGUUCAGCAAUAUCCUUCCAAACCUCAGACACGGCAAUGACGGCCUGAUCUUCACCUGCGUGUCCACGCCCUACCAGUUUGGUACCGAUAGGCAUAUCCUCAAGUGGAAGCCUCCCCACGAGAACACCAUCGACUUCAAGCUCCGCCUUGGCGAAUUCCCAUCCAUGGACCCACAAGACGGCGAAGACGGCCUCAUUACCGACUACGAAGCAAUGCCCAGCCCCAUUCAAUUGCUCGUCCAGCACAACUCAAACCACUAUGAGGUGUUCGCCACCCUCUCUCUCACUCCAGCCGAGUGGGAGACCCUCAAAUCACUCAAUCAACGUCUCGACGGUCGUAUCAUAGAAUGUUACCGUACAGAACGCGGGCAAUGGAAAUACAAGGCGGAGGCUGAUGGUACACCACGCUGGCGAGACGACAAAAAGGACGCGAACCAUAUCAGUACAGUUAAUAGCGUGCUGGCUAGUAUCGAGGCUCCUGUAACCGAGAUGGAUUUAUUGGCCAACGCAGAAAACAUCAAGCGGGAAACUUACCGCCUGCAAGGCAAGCUGGACCAAUACCGACCUCCCCAGGACGGUGAGCGCGAGGCCAAGAAGCGGAAAUAUAGCGACUCAGGCUUGAACGGCCAAUGA
Alternaria burnsii is the source of this 1281-nucleotide messenger RNA. RefSeq names its product mrna-capping enzyme subunit alpha. The coding region runs from base 1 to 1281 and encodes 426 amino acids. Lineage: Eukaryota; Fungi; Ascomycota; Dothideomycetes; Pleosporales; Pleosporaceae. The transcript has a single exon. Gene Ontology annotation, biological process: 7-methylguanosine mRNA capping. Gene Ontology annotation, molecular function: ATP binding; mRNA guanylyltransferase activity. The record is from RefSeq and is a predicted model, not a curated record. Gene Ontology annotation, cellular component: mRNA capping enzyme complex.